CCGAGGGUACUCGCGGAUCAGACGUCGCCGGAGUCCGGCAGGCAUCCCCUGGGAGGUGUUCCUCCCCACUGGCCUCCCGGCCCAUCCCUGGGGCCACUCCCCUGCCCCACCCCAUUCCCUGGGCGCAGCCGGGGGGCGGAGCUGCCUCGGUGUCUGUGCGACCUGGUUCGGUGCCCAGUGUGCCCCCUUCUGACCUGCGGCCUCCAGAACAAGCCUGGUCUCCAGGCGGGGAGAGAGGCCGCGGCUGGCAGAGCACGCCUGGCGCCUGGCGGGGCAUGGCCAGGGCAGGCCCCAGGCGUCCAGGAGGGACAGGUAGAGCUAGAGUGGACUCGGGAACAGAGCCAUCUGGAGAAUUGUCAGCGAGGAGUUGAAGCCUCCCGACUGCAAGGGCAGAGCCCUGGGGACAGUGCGGCCCUAACUAGAGUGCCCCUCGGGUCCAGGUCUCCUCUCUCCCGCAGGCGCCCGGCUCCCAGCCUGAUGCCCCCGGCCACCAGAAGAAAGUGGUGUCAUGGAUAGAUGUGUAUGCUCGUGCCACCUGCCAGCCGCGGGAGGUGGUGGUGCCCCUAACUUUGGAGCUCAUGGGCACUGUGGCCAAACAACUGGUACCCAGCUGUGUGACUGUGCAACGCUGUGGCGGCUGCUGCCCUGACGAUGGCCUGGAAUGCGUGCCCACUGGGCAGCACCAAGUCCGAAUGCAGAUCCUCAUGAUCCGGUAUCCGAGCAGUCAGCUGGGGGAAAUGUCCCUGGAAGAACACAGCCAGUGUGAAUGCAGACCAAAAAAAAGGGAGAGUGCUGUGAAGCCAGACAGGGCUGACACUCCCCACCACCCCCAGCCCCGCUCUGUUCCGGGCUGGGGCCCUGCCCCCGGAGCACACUCCCAAGCUGACAUCACCCAUCCCACUCCAGCCCCAGGCCCCUCUGCCCACGCUGUACCCAGCGCCGCCAGCGCCCUGACCCCAGGACCUGCCGCUGCCGCUGCCGACGCCGCAGCUUCUUCCGUUGCCAAGGGCGGGGCUUAGAGCUCAACCCAGACACCUGCAGGUGCCGGAAGCUGCGAAAGUGACACAUUGCUUUUCAGACUCAGUGGGGCCACUUGCCUCACAGGCCACACUCCAGAGGGGGCCUGACGGGCCUGGGCCUCUCUGGCCAUCUCUUGUCUCUGCAAGGCCACCAUCCAACAUGGUGGGCAGAGUUGGAUGACACUUGGAGGCAGCAAGAGGGGUCGCGUACCAGCUUGGGAGAGAGUGGGGUCCUGUUUCGGUGUUUAACCCCCGUGUAAGUGCGCGUCGUACAGCUGGCCCCUCCCUCCCUUACUAAGAAGACCCUGAUGCUCUGCAAAUAAUGGGAGUUGGGCUUUGGUAUGAGAACUGUGACCCCCGACCCUGAUAAAAGAGAUGGACGGAGCU
This is a messenger RNA of Myotis davidii, 1406 nucleotides long. RefSeq names its product vascular endothelial growth factor B (gene VEGFB). The coding region runs from base 579 to 1019 and encodes 146 amino acids. The transcript is spliced from 6 exons. Gene Ontology annotation, cellular component: membrane. Gene Ontology annotation, biological process: positive regulation of endothelial cell proliferation; sprouting angiogenesis; response to hypoxia. Gene Ontology annotation, molecular function: vascular endothelial growth factor receptor 1 binding; chemoattractant activity; growth factor activity. The record is from RefSeq and is a predicted model, not a curated record. Lineage: Eukaryota; Metazoa; Chordata; Mammalia; Chiroptera; Vespertilionidae.